Penicillium odoratum is the source of this 459-nucleotide messenger RNA. RefSeq lists its product as uncharacterized. The record is from RefSeq and is a predicted model, not a curated record. The coding region runs from base 1 to 459 and encodes 152 amino acids. The transcript is spliced from 4 exons. NCBI's taxonomy places the organism in Eukaryota, Fungi, Ascomycota, Eurotiomycetes, Eurotiales, Aspergillaceae.
AUGGGGCUUCCCUUCUCCCGGAUGUCGCGUGCAUCGGCCGUCUCUACUUUGAUAAUGAUCCCCUUUUUCAUUGAAUUUGGGCCGGAUCGGCCAUGGAAAAUUCCCCAGCGCUGUAUUGUUAUUACUAUGAUGAUACUAGAUCUUGAUGAGUAUAUCCGCCCAGAUCACAUUGAAUACAUUCGAGCAAGGUGUCAAGAGGGAGCGCCCUUAGAAAGGAAUGAUGACCGGGUUGAAUGUUCUGCUUUAGGAUACCGAUUUUCUUUCGCAGAACAUUCUGAAUCUGAAUACGGAAAGCCAUCCCUUGCGGACUUCUCGAUCUCUAUACUGGCCUUCAUUGGAAGUGGUGGAGCUGACUGGGGUAUCUCCAACACUUCCCUCAGGUCAGUUGAUUGUACAUCCAACACCCGAGGACCAAAGCGAAAUCGACGAAAUCGAAGACUGGGAGAGGAACAUCUGUGA